Racocetra fulgida is the source of this 503-nucleotide messenger RNA. The record is from the annotation of a GenBank genome assembly. Lineage: Eukaryota; Fungi; Glomeromycota; Glomeromycetes; Diversisporales; Gigasporaceae.
AAAUGUAUAAAAAAGAGGUUGUUGAGGCAGUUAUGGUAAUCGAAACACCUCCACUGUGCAUUGUUGGUGUCGUAGGCUAUGUGGAAACACCUCGUGGUCUCCGUGCGUUGACCACAGUUUGGGCCCAACAUUUGUCUGAUGAGGUCAAACGCCGUUUCUAUAAGAAUUGGUAUCGUUCUAAGAAGAAGGCAUUCACGAAGUAUGCGAAGAAGUAUGCAGAAGGUGCUAAAGACGUUCGCAGAGAACUUGAUCGAAUCAAAAAAUAUUGCCAAGUUGUUCGCGUGUUGGCACACACUCAAAUACUAAAGGUGAAAAUAGGACAGAAAAAAGCUCACCUAAUGGAAAUUCAGCUUAAUGGUGGUAGUAUUCAACAAAAAGUUGACUGGGCUUAUGAGAAAUUUGAACAGACAGUUGAUAUUAGUUCUGUUUUUGAGCAAGAUGAGCUUAUCGAUGUUAUUGGAGUCACUAAGAGUAAAGGAUUCGAAGGCGUGACACAUCAUUAG